AUGGGCGGAAAUCAGAGCAAGUCCUCGAGGGGCAAUGCUACGCUCGCGGGCGCCAUUCACGGCGUUCCUGGUAUCGUCCAGCGCCUUGACAACGGCGACUCCAGGAGCCUGACGGGGACGUCCCGCGAGGUGCGGGACGCGGCGGUGCGGCACCAUCCUGCUACCCUGGAGGUGACUGUCGACUCGCUGCGGGCUCUGGUGCGUCGCCCCGAGCAGCUCGGGGACGUGCUGACGGUGAACUAUGACGGCCUGUGUGUGCCGGCUGGUGACGCCGGGAAGCUGCUGGCAGCGCUCGAGGGCUGCAACAUGGGGAACCUGGAGGCCGCAGGGAAUCCCGCAGACCACGUGCGGGCGAUGCGGAGGGUACUGGAGAGGUCGAUCCAGAAUCUGACGCCCCUGCAUGUGGUCUCCUUGCACCUGGACGUCCCGCUACCAGGAAUGCAGUCGGGCGGCGCCGGCAUGGCUGGCUUUGAGUCGGAGCUCGUGGCGCUGCGGCAGGUGAUAUGCCAGCUGCAGCAAGCGACCGGGCGUCAGGCCACCCAGGUGGUGUUUGAGGCCUUCCGCUGCACGGUGACGACGAGGGCGACGGCGGAGGCGUUCGAGGUCGUGCGGCUGACGGGAUGGUGCAGCACCCCGAGUCUGACGGGCGUUCUGGGGGCGCAUCACGGCACGCUGGAGGAGCUGGACGUGACGGGUGCAUUCGACCUGGACGGCGACUACUGGCUGCCGGUGCCGGCGGAGGUGGUCUCUGCGUGGGGCGACCUGUGGAGGUGGAUCGGGCGCGCUCGCAACCUGCGCGUGCUGCGGCUGGCACAGUCCGGCAUGACGCCCAACCUCGUCGACAACCCGUCGUUCCAGGAGUGCAUGGUGGACGCGCUGCUGGCCUGCGAGCAGCUGGAGGUGCUGCAGCUGCAGUACAACGUGCUGCCCGAGGCCGUGAUCACGCAGAUCAUGCCGCGGCUCGUCACGCUGAGGGAGCUGCGGCUGCGGUCGUGUGGCAUCAGCGACGAGGUCGCUGAGGUGCUUGCUGCGGGGCUGACCGAGGCGAGGGGUGGGACGCUGCGAGUCCUGGACCUGAACAACGUCUAUGCGCUCGGUGGUGCGGGAAGGGGGUACGAGAACGCGUUCAACCUCGCCGCAGCACUGCCCAGCCUCGCGCGCCUGCUGCGGUGUGGGCGGCUGGAAGAGCUGCACCUGUCGGGCGUCGGGCUGACGGACGGCGGCGCGUCGAGCCUGGCGGAGGCCAUCGAGGACGAGAGCUGCAAGCUGCGCGUGCUCGACGUGUCAAACAACAACAUUCAGGACGGUGCUGCCCUGGGCGCUGCGAUCGGUGCGAGCAGGACGCUGGAGGUGGUCAACCUGGACGGGAACUUCAUCGGCGACGAGGGCCUGAGCGCCAUCGGGCGCGGGCUGCAUCUCAGCAAGUCAAUCCGCGAGCUGUUCUUGUGCAGGCGCCCCUAUGCCGCGCUCAGCGGACCGUGGACCGAGGGCGCCCGGUCGCUCGGGGGGGGCCUGCGUCGCACGCGCUCGCUGCGCGUGCUGCGCAUCGACGGCUUCAGCUUCCAACCGGCGGACUACGCGGCGAUCCUCGACGGGCUUGCAGCGAACUCGUCGGUGGAGGUGAUGUCCAUGUACUACUGGGUGGGCAACACGGUGGACGACCGCGUGGCGAGGAUGGUCGCGGACAUGCUGCGGCGCAACAGGACGCUGCGGAGUCUCAACAUGCUGUGGGAGAACGUAACCACGCGCGGCCUUGCCGCCAUUGGCAGCGCGCUUCGGUCGGGCAAUGAGACGCUGCAGUACCUCAGCGUGAAGCGCGACGAGGACGGGCGGUGCCCGCUCAGGCUGGCUGCGGUCAGGAACUCCAAGGGCGCCGCCUUCGCCCGCUGGGUUGCGCUGGCUUCGUGGUCCGUGUGGGCGUUUUUGGAGUACAGGAAAGUGACGAAGGUGCUGAAGCAGCAACAUCGGGCCGCUCCGAGGGGCAGGGGCGCCGCCGGCAACGCUGACGGCACCUUGGAGGGCAAGGACACCCCAGCCCCUGUCCAGACCUCGAAGCUCGUCACCGCCGCGAGGGUGGCUGGCAUGGUUGGGGUCGAUGCAGGCCUGACUGUUUUGGAGAACCAUCUCAACAAUGCCUUGAUCAGGGGCCUGAUGGCCGGGCGCAAAGGCCCGACCGCGUAG
Molecule: messenger RNA, 2181 nt
Organism: Pedinophyceae sp. YPF-701
Lineage: Eukaryota; Viridiplantae; Chlorophyta; Pedinophyceae
Source: the annotation of a GenBank genome assembly